Messenger RNA from Plectropomus leopardus (leopard coralgrouper), 1146 nucleotides. NCBI's taxonomy places the organism in Eukaryota, Metazoa, Chordata, Actinopteri, Perciformes, Serranidae. The record is from RefSeq and is a predicted model, not a curated record.
ACACGGGACAGUUUUAACGGAGACUAUAAAGAAAGGGAUCCACGAUGCGGACGCCGAGGCUCGCUCUGUGGCCAGAAAGUGUUACUGGAGCUUCCACGGUCACUUCAGGCGGGAGGCGGAGCAUCUGUUCCAGGGCCUGGAGUCGUCCUAUCAGAAAGCUCUGCAGGCUCACCUGAGGAGCGGAGACAGCCUGAUGUCGCUGCCGGCCUCCGACCGCUCCUCCUCGUCCUCCCAGGAGAGCCUCAAUCGACCGCUGUCUGUAAAAAACACUUUUGGAGGCGGGUCAGCGAGACCCAAAGCGGCCCACAGCAGGACGCCCUCUGCAGCCUCCUCUCCGGGCUCCCUGCAGCGCUCUCGCAGCGACGUGGACGUCAACGCGGCCGCCACUGCCACCGCCCGCACGAGGAUGCCCGCCGUGCCCUCUGCCAUGUCGACGGCGUCGCCCUUCAGCUCGGCGUCGGCGCUCCCCCCUGGAUCCUACGCCUCACUGGACGGCUCGUGGUCUGUUAGCGCAGACGGUCGAGUCCGAACCCGGAGGACGAGCGCAGGAAACGCUCCGUCCGUGACGGACAGCCGGGGGAGAAGUCGAGGGAAAGUCGUCUCUCAGUCUCAGCCCGGCAGCAGGUCAGGUUCCCCCGGCCGACUGCUGAGCUCGAACUACGGCCGGAUCCCGAGGCCGACCAUGGGCACCGCCGCAGCCGCCGCCGCCGCCAACAGCGCCUCCUCCAACCUGAGCGACAAAAGCCGACCCCGAGGUCAUCGCAGCCAGGGCUGCAGCCGAGAGACCAGCCCCACCAGAUCGGGCUCGGCCCGGAGCCGGAUCCCUCGGCCCAGCAUGAGUCAGGGCUGCAGCCGCGAAACCAGUCGCGAGAGCAGCCGCGACACCAGCCCCGCCAGGGGUUUCUCCCCCCUGGGUGAGUACUGAAACCCCCGAAAACCUCCACAGCAAAAACCUCAGACAGGAGAGCAGGAAACGCCUCACAGGAAGAGCUCCUUUAGAGUCUGUUAGCUUUGUGUCGGACAGCUUCAUGAAAUCUCUCCUCUUACUCUGCACAUCCGUCUGCCUCCAUCACUGUCCGCCUGGUUCUUUGCGUGCUCCGGUUAUAAAAAAUCCAGCUUCCUCUGUCUUCUACUCAACUAAUCCUC